Messenger RNA from Exophiala viscosa, 2927 nucleotides. RefSeq names its product RNA12 protein-domain-containing protein. Gene Ontology annotation, cellular component: mitochondrial inner membrane. Lineage: Eukaryota; Fungi; Ascomycota; Eurotiomycetes; Chaetothyriales; Herpotrichiellaceae. The record is from RefSeq and is a predicted model, not a curated record. Bases 212 to 2752 code for a protein of 846 amino acids. The transcript has 3 exons. Gene Ontology annotation, molecular function: RNA binding.
UUUACAUUCCGACGUCAUCGCGACCCGAAUGAUCAGGUGCCAACCGCGAUCAAAACCAACUUGAACUUGUCUAUCAAACUUUCCAAUAUGAGUUGCGCGCUUUAGGGAGUGAGAUAUAUACUUCAGUCAAUGUUGCCUGUUAUGGCAUGAGCAUGGAUUGGUCGUAGCCUGCUUGUUUCAGGAAUGCCAACAGUGCUUGAUUCCCUCAGAAAUGAUUUCCUUGAGAGGUGCUCCGCGCUGCCUCACGAGACCGGCGCACCCUCUGACAGCGCAAUGUCGAAAACAAUACUUUUACUCUGCUAAUGGAGUCCGACCAAGAUUUAUAAGGCCGGCUGUGCCUGCAGGGAGAAGAAAAGAGUCCUCAGAAGUUGGCGACAACGAGAGCGGACACAUCGAGACCAGACCGAAUGAAGGAAUAUUGUUUUUCGAUAAUGUGUUCCCAUUGAGGCUGCAAUGGCUCAAUCUUAUCCCUUUCCUCAACCCCGACAAGGUCCUCGCAGAAUCCCUUAAGAAGGUCAACCAUCCAGAUCUUGCUCUGGCCGAUCCCUCCAGCAUCAUCAAACGAGCCUUACCCGAAAAGCUACCUCUGACCGUCACAAAGAUCCUACCUAGACUGCGUGAAGGAGGUGCAUUCGUGAAGUUCACCCACGAGCAGGGGAUUAGUGCAACCGAAUUAGAGAGUACACUCAAGGCAUACCUGGAAGAGAAACCUAUCAAACCAUGGUUCAACCCCUUUCGACGUGUUCGAGCAUUCUUGGUUCAGGGGAAACCGUGGAUUGAAGAUCUAUACCGUAUCCCCAGUUCGAGGGUGAAGGUGGAAUUUCUUCCUACUUCGCCAGAAUCAUCUGCUGCCGAGUUGACACAAGAGACGCUCUACUCGUUGUUUCGCAGAUAUGGCAAACUCUCUGAGAUCAUCACGCAACCCUUUGAUUCAAAGGUCCUCCCAAGAUACGCCUACAUUGACUACAGGAAUAUCAGAUUUGCUACCAUGGCCAAAAAUGUCAUGCAUGGCUAUGCCGUUCCUCCAGAGGAAGGUGGUGGCAAAGCCGGAACUCUUCUCAAGCUCAGCUAUGAACCAAGGGUCAAAACGAACUGGAUAUGGAGUUGGAUUACGAAUCAUCCCAGGAUCGUCCUUCCUUUGCUCGUUGCAUUGUUGGGCGCAGCAUCUGUGGCUGUAUUCGACCCUAUCAGAACAUUCUUCAUCAAGAUGCACAUAACACACGGUCUGCGUUUGGAAGAUUCAUGGCUCUACAGAUGGGCGAAAAGGUGGCUUAGUCGAGGGUACGAUUACCUGAAACUCAGAAAACAGGAUGCAGCAGCGGAAAAUCUGAGGAUCAUUUGGGAGGAUCGUCAGGGUGCAAUCACCCAAUUGCAGACGUGGCUCAUUGAGACGGCAGACACUUUCAUCGUCGUACAAGGACCUCGAGGAGCUGGCAAGAAGGAGCUUGUCAUGGACCAGGCGUUGAAAGAUCGACCCAACAUACUCGUCAUUGACUGCAAGAGAAUCCAGGAAGCACGUGGAGACAGUGGGACUAUUGCUGCGGCGGCGGCUGAAGUCGGGUACAAACCAGUGUUUUCAUGGAUGAACAACAUGAGUAGCAUGAUCGAUCUCGCUGCCAUGGGAACUAUUGGUACCAAGACUGGGUUUUCCGAGACUCUGGACUCGCAAUUGGCCAAGAUUUGGAACAAUACCACCACUGCACUGAAGGAGAUUGCUUUGUCUCAUCGUACAAAGGAUGAAAAAGAUGCCCAAAUCGCAGACGACGAGUGGCUGGAAGCUCAUCCAGAGUAUCGACCAGUGGUUGUGAUAGAUAAUUUCUUACACAAGAACAACGAAGGGUCGACAAGUCUGGUCUACGACAAAUUGGGAGAGUGGGCAGCUGCUUUGACAACACAGAACGUCGCCCACGUCGUCUUUCUGACCACGGAUGUCUCUUUUUCCAAGUCACUCAGCAAAGCUCUACCAGAUAGAGUGUUCCGUCAAAUCACUCUGAGCGAUUGCACGCCGGAUGUAGCCAAGAAACUGGUGCUCCAGCACCUCAAAGCUGAACCCAGCGAGCCAGCGGAGGGCCCAGAAAAAGUCAGCCCUGUGCAGAUGCAGACCAACAUCGACGAGCUCGACAGCGUGAUCCAGGUUCUAGGAGGUCGCUUGACAGAUCUGGAAUUCCUCGCCAGAAGAAUCAAGACAGGAGAGUCACCGACUAGAGCCGUGCAGCAGAUUAUUGAGCAAUCUGCCUCCGAGAUUUUGAAGAUGUAUCUUCUCGAAGUCGAUCCUGCCAAUCGCAAGUGGACACCCCAGCAAGCAUGGCUACUGAUCAAACAACUGGCUGCAAAUGAAGUUCUUCGAUAUAACGAAGUGUUGCUCGAUUCGUUGUUCUCCAAUGGCGAACAGGUCCUGCAAACGCUUGAGCAAGCCGAAUUGAUCACCAUCACUUCGAGCAAUGGGCGACCCAACGGCAUCAAGCCCGGCAAGCCGGUCUAUUCUGCCGCUUUUGCACUACUCACUGAAGACGAGGUUCUCAAAGCGCGCAUGGAUCUGGCGAUCAUGACACAACUCAUAAGCAUCGAGAACAAGAACGUCGAGAAAUAUGAAAAUGAACUAAGCACGCUGGCUGAGUUACCUGGCACACCGAGCGAGUUGAAGCCCAGAAUACAAUGGUGCAUGGAGAAGGUCAUGGGCAGUCAAGUCAAGAUUCAGAAAUACGAGGCAGAAAGCGCAAAGUUGAAGAAGGUGCUUACAACGCAGUUCUGAUCAAGGAGUCAGAGACUGUAUCUCGUGAAUGAUACCAAGAGGAGGACAAUUCUACUCAGUUUUCGAUUACAUGUACCCCGACAGCACGAGGUACUACUCACAUACAAACCUAUCUCAGACCAGGCAAAUAUGAACGAAGAAUGAAGAUGUAACACAAGGGAAGAUUGUUCUCGUA